Mustela erminea (ermine) is the source of this 4377-nucleotide messenger RNA. RefSeq names its product calcium sensing receptor (gene CASR). The coding region runs from base 942 to 4190 and encodes 1082 amino acids. Gene Ontology annotation, molecular function: G protein-coupled receptor activity; calcium ion binding. The transcript has 7 exons. Lineage: Eukaryota; Metazoa; Chordata; Mammalia; Carnivora; Mustelidae. The record is from RefSeq and is a predicted model, not a curated record. Gene Ontology annotation, biological process: G protein-coupled receptor signaling pathway; intracellular calcium ion homeostasis; regulation of calcium ion transport. Gene Ontology annotation, cellular component: membrane.
UUUAUUUUACUGUGGCUCUCUGGUCCUUUACCAAAAAAAAAAAAAAAAAAAAAAAGUUUCCCACUGUUGGCACAGAGAACGUUGGUGGAGUCGCAAGCCCCCAACGUCUUAAAGCCUCUUUCCAUUUUCGAGGAGGAGGGAAGGGGUUCUCUCCGACUGCGGGAGCAGGAUCUGGGGUCCGGGAAAUUCCUGGUGCGGAGAGGACAGGGGAGGACCUGAGCGUGGGACCCGCUGUUCUCGGGAACCAGACCCAGCGGGUGGCCCCCGGGGGAGAGAAGAGGCGCCCUGGGCGCCGGGCUCCACUUUGUCUUCCACUUUGUAGCGCAGCUGGAUCUGGGCUGGGAAGACCGUGAGGGUGCUGGGGUUACCAGGGGUGCGAGGUUACGGAGCAGCGGGCGAGUGAGCUCCGAAGGGAGCUGGGCUCCGCAGUCUGGGAUCCCCAGGGGACAGGCGGGCGGGGAGCGGGAGAGGGGCGGAGCUCCGAGGCCGGAGCCGCGGCGGCCGCCCAGAGGGUCUGCGGGGGCUGCGGUGGCCGCCCUGACAGCUGGCGCCUCUCCGAGACCUUGACCGAGACCGUGGUUGCUGGGCCCACCUGGCGUCCUGAGCUCAAGUUCCUGCCCAUCUUCGUGUAGAUCCACAGCCAACGGGCCGGCGCUGCCCCUGGUGAGAGAGCUGGGGCCAGGGCUGCAGGUAGGACCAAGAAAGCCUCACAGACACCCUUUACGUGAUGUGGCUUCUAAAGACUCAAGGACCACCCACCUAGUAGUCUGCAAAGGCAAAGGCAGAAAUGGAUAUUCAAACACCACAGCCUCCGUUCUGUUAUUAAUUACUCUGUAGACAUGUGCCCACACUGUAGGGAGUGAACUGCACCAAGGGGGAAAGUUCCAGGGGCCCCCAAACCACCAGCACUCUUGUUUUCCCCCUGGAGAGAAAGCAGAACUAUGGCGUUUUAUAGCUGCUGUUUCAUCCUCUUGGCAAGUACCUGGUGCACUUCUGCCUAUGGGCCUGACCAACGAGCCCAGAAGAAAGGGGACAUUAUCCUCGGGGGGCUCUUUCCUAUUCAUUUUGGAGUAGCAGCCAAAGAUCAAGAUCUAAAAUCAAGGCCGGAGUCUGUGGAAUGUAUCAGGUACAAUUUCCGCGGGUUUCGUUGGUUACAAGCAAUGAUAUUUGCCAUUGAGGAAAUCAACAGCAGCCCAGCCCUUCUUCCCAACAUGACACUGGGAUAUAGAAUAUUUGACACCUGCAACACCGUUUCUAAAGCCUUGGAGGCUACCCUGAGUUUUGUGGCACAGAAUAAAAUUGAUUCUCUGAACCUUGACGAGUUCUGCAACUGCUCAGAGCAUAUCCCCUCUACUAUUGCUGUAGUGGGAGCAACUGGCUCGGGCAUCUCCACGGCAGUGGCAAACCUGCUGGGCCUCUUCUACAUCCCCCAGGUCAGCUAUGCCUCCUCCAGCAGACUCCUCAGCAACAAGAAUCAGUUCAAGUCCUUCCUCCGUACCAUCCCCAAUGAUGAACACCAGGCCACCGCCAUGGCAGACAUUAUUGAGUAUUUCCGCUGGAACUGGGUGGGCACAAUUGCAGCUGAUGAUGACUAUGGCCGGCCAGGGAUUGAGAAGUUUCGAGAGGAAGCGGAGGAGAGGGACAUCUGCAUCGACUUCAGUGAACUCAUCUCCCAGUAUUCUGAUGAGGAAGAGAUCCAGCAAGUGGUAGAGGUGAUCCAGAAUUCCACAGCCAAAGUCAUUGUUGUUUUCUCCAGUGGCCCAGACCUUGAACCCCUCAUCAAGGAGAUUGUACGGCGUAAUAUCACAGGGAGGAUCUGGCUGGCCAGUGAGGCCUGGGCCAGCUCUUCCUUGAUAGCCAUGCCUGAGUACUUCCAUGUGGUUGGAGGCACCAUUGGAUUCGCUCUGAAGGCUGGGAAGAUCCCAGGUUUCCGGGAAUUCCUGCAGAAAGUCCAUCCCAGAAAGUCUGUCCACAAUGGUUUUGCCAAGGAGUUUUGGGAAGAAACAUUUAACUGCCACCUCCAGGAAGGUGCCAAAGGGACUUUGUCCAUGGACACUUUUAUGAGAGGUCAUGAAGAAGGUGGUGGCAGGAUAAGUAACAGUUCCACUGCCUUCCGACCUCUUUGCACAGGGGAUGAGAACAUCAGCAGUGUGGAGACCCCUUACAUGGAUUACACACACUUACGGAUAUCCUACAAUGUCUACUUAGCUGUCUAUUCCAUUGCUCAUGCCCUACAAGAUAUAUACACAUGCUUACCUGGAAGAGGGCUCUUCACCAACGGUUCCUGUGCCGAUAUCAAGAAGGUUGAGGCUUGGCAGGUCCUGAAGCACCUCCGGCACCUAAACUUUACCAACAAUAUGGGGGAGCAGGUGACUUUCGAUGAAUGUGGUGACCUGAUGGGGAACUAUUCCAUCAUCAACUGGCACCUCUCCCCAGAGGAUGGUUCCAUAGUGUUUAAGGAAGUCGGCUAUUACAACGUCUAUGCCAAGAAAGGAGAAAGGCUCUUCAUCAAUGAGGAGAAAAUCUUGUGGAGUGGGUUCUCCAGGGAGGUGCCAUUUUCCAACUGCAGUCGAGACUGCCUGGCAGGGACCAGGAAAGGAAUCAUUGAGGGGGAGCCCACUUGCUGCUUUGAGUGUGUGGAGUGUCCUGAUGGGGAAUACAGUGAUGAAACAGAUGCAAGUGCCUGUGACAAGUGCCCCGAUGACUUCUGGUCCAAUGAAAAUCACACUUCCUGCAUUGCCAAAGAGAUUGAGUUUCUGUCCUGGACAGAGCCCUUUGGGAUUGCACUCACUCUCUUUGCCGUGCUGGGGAUUUUCCUGACAGCCUUCGUGCUGGGUGUCUUCAUCAAGUUUCGUAACACACCCAUCGUCAAGGCCACCAACCGAGAGCUCUCCUACCUCCUCCUCUUCUCCUUGCUCUGCUGCUUCUCUAGCUCCCUGUUCUUCAUUGGUGAGCCCCAGGACUGGACAUGCCGCCUGCGCCAGCCAGCCUUUGGCAUCAGCUUCGUGCUCUGCAUAUCAUGCAUCCUGGUGAAAACCAACCGUGUCCUGCUGGUGUUUGAAGCCAAAAUCCCCACGAGCUUCCACCGCAAGUGGUGGGGGCUCAACCUGCAGUUCCUGCUGGUCUUCCUCUGCACUUUCAUGCAGAUCGUCAUCUGUGUCAUCUGGCUCUAUACCGCCCCACCCUCAAGCUACCGCAACCAUGAGCUGGAGGAUGAGAUCAUUUUUAUCACAUGCCAUGAGGGCUCACUUAUGGCACUGGGCUUCUUGAUUGGCUACACCUGCCUGCUGGCUGCCAUCUGCUUCUUCUUUGCCUUCAAGUCCCGGAAGCUGCCAGAGAACUUCAAUGAAGCCAAGUUCAUCACCUUCAGCAUGCUCAUCUUCUUCAUCGUCUGGAUCUCCUUCAUUCCAGCCUACGCCAGCACCUACGGCAAGUUUGUCUCUGCCGUGGAAGUGAUCGCUAUCCUGGCAGCCAGCUUUGGCUUGCUGGCCUGCAUCUUCUUCAACAAGGUCUACAUCAUCCUCUUCAAGCCAUCCCGUAACACCAUUGAGGAGGUGCGCUGCAGCACUGCUGCUCAUGCUUUCAAGGUGGCAGCCCGGGCCACACUGCGCCGCAGCAAUGUCUCCCGCAAGCGGUCCAGCAGCCUCGGGGGCUCCACGGGCUCCACGCCUUCCUCCUCCAUCAGCAGCAAGAGCAACAGUGAAGACCCCUUCCCACAGCCCGAGAGGCAGAAGCAGCAGCAGCAGCCACUGGCCCUGACCCAGCAAGAGCAGCAGCCACAGCAACCCUUGACUCUCCAGCAGCAGCCGCAGCCACAGCCACAGCCUCAGCCCAGGUGCAAGCAGAAGGUCAUCUUUGGCAGUGGCACCGUCACCUUCUCACUGAGCUUUGACGAGCCUCAGAAGAGUGCCAUGGCUCACAGGAAUUCCACACACCAGAACUCCCUGGAGGCCCAGAGAAGCAAUGAGACCCUGAGCAGACACCAGGCAUUGCUCCCGCUGCAGUGUGGAGAGACAGACUCAGAACUGACUGUGCAGGAGACAGGCCUGCAAGGGCCUGUGGGGGGGGACCACCGACCAGAGACAGAAGACCCCGAGGAGAUGUCCCCGGCACUUGUAGUGUCCAGUUCACAAAGCUUUGUCAUCAGCAGUGGAGGCAGCAGUGUCACAGAAAACAUACUGCAUUCGUAAAAUGGAAGAAGAUGGCCAGUCAGGGAGGAUCCAGAGGGGUUUCCUGGGAACACAUUCUCUGACAGGAAUGAGGAAUCACCCCAGACUCCUUUCUUUUGUGGAAGGAGGAAUAAAACACACCAAACACCUCAUACUUUGUUGAACUGUUUGAAAUAACAGUGAAUUGACUCAUGUUCCCUUUAAAAUU